AUAUAUGGGCCUAAACUUUACCAUCCUCAUUUCGACUGAAGAAGACCAGGGCAGAAAUAAUCGCACGAUUUCAGAAGCUCCCUUUUCGUCUCUGGCCUCCAAUUCGACGAUUCUCCGUUCUUCCAUAUCCAAUCCAGUCCAGAAGGGAAAUCUCAUGUAUGGCAAUAUGGCGUGGAGAUGGCGUACAAAUGGCACUGCCACGUGUAUGCUAGCUACCAGGGCUUAUCUUUGUGGUGAGGUAGCCUUCAAACGCCAAUGGCGGAAUAUGUCAACCGCCAUUGAUAACUCUUUUCAGAACUACCCACAAGGAGGGUAUCCAAGUUAUCAAAAUCCGAACCAGAGUAACCAUCAACAAUAUGGAGGUGGACAUGGGUGGAAUAAUCAAAUCCGGAAUGACAUGCCCCCGGAGAGUGGUACAGCUGGUGCUCAGGACAGAUGGAGGCAGAAUGUCCAGCCUGUUGGUGGUGAUCGUGCUACAUAUAAUAAUACGUCCCCUGGUGGUAUCCAUAACCACUAUGGAGGUGGGCAGGGGCAGAAUAUUCAGAUCCAAACUGGCAUGCCCCUGGAGAGUGGUACCUUUGUAGCUCAGGAACAAUGGAGUCCUCAGCAAUCUCAGAAUGUCCAACCUGUUGGUGGUGAUCAUGCUGCAUAUAAGAAUGCAUCACCCCCUGGUGUCAUCAGUCAAUCCUACAGAGGUGGACAAGGGAUGAACAACCAGAAAUGGAAGGACAUGCUCCCGCAGAGUGGUACAGCUGUAUCUCAGGAACGAUGGAGGCCAAAUGUCCAGCCUCUUGGUGGUGAUCGUGCUGCAUAUAAUAAUGCAUCUUCUGGUGGUAUUCAUCAUCAAUACGGAGGAGGACAUGGGCGGAAUAACCAGAUCCGAAAUGACAUGCCCCCUGAGAGUGGGACCUUUGCACCUCAGGAACGAGUGAGUCCUCAGCAAUCUCAAAAUGCCCAACCUGUUAGUGGCAAUUCUACUACACAUAAUAAUACUUCAUCCUCUGGUGAUACUUUAUCUACUGCUGCCUUUAUGUCAUUGUGCCAAGAAGGUGGUCGUAAGGUGAAGGAUGCCAUUGAAUUGAUGGAAAAGGGUGUUGUUGCGGACACACAUUGUUUUGCUUUACUUUUCGAGGCGUGUGGAAAGGCAGGAAAACUUGAGGAUGCAAAAUCAGUUCAUGACCACUUUUUGAGAUCAAAAUGCAGGAGUGAUCUUCUCUUAAACAAUAAGGUCAUUGACAUGUAUUCAAAGUGUUGGAGCAUGGUGGAUGCACGGAGGGUGUUUGAUCACAUGCCUGAUAGGAAUAUAGACACUUGGCACCUGAUGAUCAACGGGUACGCAUGGAACGGGUUGGGUGAUGACGGGCUGUCAUUGUAUGAGCAGAUGAGGACACAUGGGAUUCAGCCCAAUGACCAGACUUUCCUUGCUGUUUUCGAGGCUUGUGCCAGUGCCGAUGCAAUAGAUGAGGCAUUCCUACACUUUGAGUCCAUGAAGAUCGAACAUGGAAUCUCGCCCACAAUCGAUCACUAUCUGGGGCUGUUGGGUGUUUUUGCAAAAUGUGGUCACCUCGCAGAGGCUGAGGACUUUAUCCAGAAACUCCCUUUCGAGCCCACUGGUGCUGUUUGGGAGGCAUUGAUGAAUUAUGCUCGGAUACAUGGAGACAUUGACCUUGAAGACCGUGCCGAGCAGCUAUGGAGGGAUGCAACCGGUCAGCCUCUUGAGGGUGGUAAGAUCCUCCCGCCGCCUCCAAAGAAACAACUGGUCAACAUGCUUGAGGGGAAAAGUAGGGUGGUCGAAUUUCGCAGUCCCACUCUGUACAAAGAUGAGGAGAAAAUGCGGGCUGCAAUGAAAGAGCAGGUGUAUGUGCCAGACACCAGAUACGUCCUUCACGAUAUAGAUCAAGAGGCAAAGGAACAGGCAUUGCUUUAUCACAGUGAGCGUUUGGCCAUUGCAUAUGGUCUGAUCAGUACCCCUGCUAGGAUGCCUUUGCGUAUCAUCAAGAACUUGCGCGUCUGCGGCGACUGUCAUAAUGCCAUCAAGAUCAUGUCCAGAAUUGUUGGAAGGGAGCUGAUUGUUCGGGACAACAAGCGCUUUCAUCACUUCAAGGAUGGGAAAUGCUCUUGCGGGGACUAUUGGUAAAAAAAGUUCAUUAUCAUUCACGACACCGAGCAGCAGAACUGGCAGUUUUGGUAUAUUUUUCACUUGAAAGGGUAAAAAAGACAUCUUGAAGGCGGCUCGUUGGCAGGACAGGAAUCUUUGUUGUGUUGAAAGAAGCAAGCAGCAUAUGACAAACAAUGACCAAGCCAGGUGUUUGUUAGAAACAUGAGGGGAGUAUUUAUCGUCUUUUAGAACUGUUGGAUUUCUUGUUUUAUUGCACAGCAUGUUAUGUUUUAGUGUUUUUUUUGGAAUAGUGCAAGAAAACAUUAUUUUAAAAUUCAAGCAAGUUGGUUGCUGGUGCCUAAAUAAGUACAAGUAUGAUGUGCUUUUGACAACCCCAUUUGGCUUCAUCUUUUACUAGAUUUAUGUUGGGGAAAGUGUUAUUUGGAAGUUAAAAGACAAGCUCCGAAAUGGUUAAUUUA
Messenger RNA from Cuscuta campestris, 2577 nucleotides. Lineage: Eukaryota; Viridiplantae; Streptophyta; Magnoliopsida; Solanales; Convolvulaceae. The record is from the annotation of a GenBank genome assembly.